UCAAGCUUUUGUUCUCUGACCCACGAUCUGAAUUGGUCACAGUAUCCUAAAAAUCUUCCUCUAUUGUUCUGUUACCCAAGAUAAAAACAAAAUGCAAUCAGGAAUCUCAGCCUCGGAGGAGUUGAUUUCGAAGUUCAAUGAGCUCCUACAGUCCGACUCCCACUUUGGCCUCCUCGUCACCAUCGAAAAUGAAGCACUCGUGCCGCACUCGCUCCUCACGCCCUCCUCCCCGGCCUCAUUCGCCGAUAACGUUACAUCCCUCCUCCUGCCCGCCCUGACCGACACCGACUCGCGAUACAUCCUUCUCAAGCGCUAUGACACUGUUCCCAAGCUCAUAGCAGUGUCGUAUGUCCCCGACACGGCCAAGGUCCGGCAGAAGAUGCUCUUCGCUUCGACGCGGCUGACCUUGGUGCGGGAGCUCGGGCGAGAGCACUUCCGGGAGACCAUCUUCGCGACUACUAAGGACGAGCUCACGCCCGAGGGGUUUGAGAAGCACGACAAGCACGAGAAGCUCGAGGCACCCCUGACAGAAGAGGAGAGGAGCCUCGAGGACGUCAAGCGGGCUGAGGCCGAGGAAGGGAGCAGGGGCACAGGCACGAGGGAGAUCCACCUCAGCCAGACGAUGCAGAUGCCAGUACACGAGGAUGCGCUGGCCUCAUUGAAGGAGCUGGGCGCCGGGGGCAGCAAGAACCUAGUGAUGCUGAAAGUCAACCCCGACACAGAGAAGAUCGAGCUUGUGCCCGACUCGUCGUCCCCUUCGUCGAUACCAGAGCUCGUCCAAGCCAUCUCAAGCACCGAGCCUAGGUUUACCUUCUACCGCUUUGCACACGAGCACCAGGGAGCUCAGUCGGCGCCGCUGCUCUUCUUGUACACAUGUCCGGUCACUGGAGGGCGGAAGGCUAUCAAGGACCGCAUGCUGUAUCCACUGAUGAAGCGCGCGGUCCUGGAGAUGGCCAACCGUGAGUGUGGUCUGACCGUGGAGAAGAAGUUCGAGGUCGAAGAGCCGAGCGAGAUCACCGAGGAGAGUGUGUUGGCGGAUCUGCACCCUCAGGUGGAAGUCAAGAAGGGUUUCAGCAGACCCAAGAGACCUGGCCGGUAGGUUCAUAUGCUGAGUUGGCCUACGACAACCAUAUUGCGCUGAGUAGGAAAGAAGAGGCCAUCGCGGCAUUGCAGGCAAUCCGAUGGGAUCCAGGAGCAAAGUGUAGCAAAGCGUUUGAAGGACCAGACCAAAAUAGAUGAUAUGAUCUAAAUU
Cryphonectria parasitica EP155 is the source of this 1252-nucleotide messenger RNA. RefSeq names its product actin depolymerizing protein. Gene Ontology annotation, cellular component: cytoplasm; actin filament. The record is from RefSeq and is a predicted model, not a curated record. Bases 92 to 1099 code for a protein of 335 amino acids. The transcript is spliced from 3 exons. Gene Ontology annotation, molecular function: actin monomer binding; actin filament binding. Gene Ontology annotation, biological process: actin filament depolymerization; barbed-end actin filament capping. Lineage: Eukaryota; Fungi; Ascomycota; Sordariomycetes; Diaporthales; Cryphonectriaceae.